Molecule: messenger RNA, 871 nt
Organism: Amborella trichopoda
Lineage: Eukaryota; Viridiplantae; Streptophyta; Magnoliopsida; Amborellales; Amborellaceae
Source: RefSeq, a predicted model, not a curated record
GACUUGUAUGUAUAUAUAUACACGUGUGUGUGUAUUUGUAUUUUUUUGCAGUUUCUUUUUCCUAUUUUGUUCAAAUUUCCUUCAAGCUACUUACCAGCCUCCACUACUUUACGUAUUGCAAGAUUUGCUCCUUCGAUAUGUUCGACAAUCCGGCCUCUACUUGCGCCACUAUCAGUGCUUGUGACUGCUUGUUGUGUUGGUUCCCCAUUGGCCAUCAAUAUGGACUCGAUUCUCUCCCCCUUUGGGAUCACUAUUCUCCUGCCCAUUGUUGUAUUUCAUGCAUUAAGCUUCAUAGCUGGCUAUGGUCUUUCUGGGCUCGUCUUCCGAGGGACACCUGAUGUGAAAGCUCUUCAAAGAACAAUAUCAUAUGAAACAGGAAUGCAAAGCAGUCUUCUAGCUCUUGCAUUGGCUAAUAGGUUCUUCCAAGAUCCACUUGUUUCUGUGCCUCCUGCUAUCUCAGUUGUGAUCAUGUCACUAAUGGGGUUUUCUUUGGUCAUGUUUUGGGAGAAAAGAAGAGAUCUUACUGCUAAGGAAUCUUCACUGUCGUGAUCUCAUCUGAGAUCGUUUUGUCCAAGAAUUUCGUUGUAAUAUGUAAAUAGUGAUUAGCGAGAGUAGAUAUUUGAAGGUCUGGUAAUUUGAUCUGUAGUUGCAACAACUUUGCCCUUAUAGGACUUCGCUAAAUUAUUGCGAGUAGCUAAGCAUGUGGAUAUCAAGACGGGCGGUUUUGGAAUAGAUUUAGCGGAAAUGAAGUGGCAAUAUUAGCCCCAAUUUAGAGAUGCUAUAGCUAUGUGUAUGAUUAGCUCUGCAACACUCACUUUGGUUUUUACAUGCCAAUUGACUAUGAUGCGUAAUGUUUAGAAGGUUUUUGUGA